Messenger RNA from Panicum virgatum (switchgrass), 950 nucleotides. RefSeq lists its product as uncharacterized. NCBI's taxonomy places the organism in Eukaryota, Viridiplantae, Streptophyta, Magnoliopsida, Poales, Poaceae. The transcript has a single exon. Bases 155 to 532 code for a protein of 125 amino acids. The record is from RefSeq and is a predicted model, not a curated record.
GGCCUCGGGCUCGAAGACGACGACGACGACGCCGGUUUGCAUACAGAAUCGCCGGUCGCCGCGCUCUGGCCUCCACGCCAUCGCCACCGGCGCCGCGCGCCCGAGCCUCGACGUCCAUGUGCGCGCGUUCCCCUGCGUCUCCCCGACCUAGUUGAUGGCACUUUCCUCCCCCGAGCGGCGCCUCGGGCUGCCCCUCCUCCUGCUGGCUCUGCUGCUCGCCGGGGUCUCCUCGCCCUGCGCCCGCGCGGCUUCGGAGCGGCGCCGCGCACUGGUGGUGGCGCUGCCACCAGCCGUUGCCCCCGGACGCGCAUGGCAGGAGUUCCGCGUGGCGCCACCUACGGCGCGGCCGAUCGGGGACUGGCGGCGGAGGGUGCGCCGAGGCCGCGGCGGGGGCACCGGCGCGUGGGCGUUCUCAGCGAUGCUGCCCCGGGGGUUCGUGCCGCCUUCGGGCUCCUCGGCGUGCCACAACGACAUGCCGGCCACGGCCGCCGACGCCGAGUUCUUCGCCUGCGGCGGCGCCGGGACCCCGUGACGAUGAUCCACGGACACUGCCGCGUCCAUGCCUGGCUGCCUGCCUGCCUGUUUCGACCAACUAGGAUCCAAAGUCCAAGAACGGUCCAUGGAAACUGCAGGACUGUCUCCUCUGUGUUCGUUCAAGAGUGGUUCUUGCAGCAAUUGUAAAUUUGGUGAGGCUUAAACCUGCUCUGCUCUGCUCUUCUCCAGAGUUCAUGAACUACUCCAGUCCAGGCUCUGUACCUGAUCAUCGGAUCCAAAGCGAGCUCGAGUAACUGCUCCUAGUGAGUUGCCGUCGUUUCCAUUUCUCCCCUCUCCUCCCGGCCAUGUGUUUUUUUUUUGUGAUUACACAGUAAACACUUGCAUUUGACUAGCCGCAAAGGCGAAAUGUUUGUUCAAUUGCACUUGCACGCAGAGUGUUUGGACAUUUGUUCCCU